AAGUUAAUUGUGAUUGGGACAUUUACAAGCACAAGCUCCAAGUAGAUCAAUAUCCAGCCUCUGAUUUGAAUGGAGAAAUCCAUCUGUCUCCAGCAUGCUCAGAGCCUUAUUGUACAGUUUUAUCUGUGGGCAGCAGAGGAGGAGAACCAAUGAACUGGGAGAUAACCCAGUCUGCUUCCUCUGCAAAGCUUCGGGGCAUUGCACAGGAAACCUACUGCUGUGUCAAGUCCCAGAGAAGUAGAAACUUCUUCCAAGUUACUAAUCACAGCGAAAUGCAAGUCCACGGAAAGGGCAGGGAGGAAAGGAGUGCCCGCUGCUGAUGGUUAAGAGGUGCUACCACGCAGAAGCCAACGGGAGAGCAGAACGAGCUGGCCAUGGUCACUGCUGCACCUGUGAGGAGAAAAAGAACAGGGUGAGCAGCAGAAACCAGAAACCAGAAAUGCGCUGCUUUUGGAGAACUUCUGACCUAGUGGUACUCUUGAUAUGGGGAGUCCUCGUGGCUGAGUCAAGCUGUAUGAAUGGGAAUCAAACGUCACUGAAUAGUUCAUUACUUAAGACAGAAGUUAGCACUCCAGUGUCUGUACAGAUGGGUACAAAGGCUCAGCUGUGCUGCCCUCCCAUUUCAUUGACAAAAACAGUCUUAAUAACGUGGAAAAUAACCCUCAGAGGCCAGCCUCCCUGCACAAUAUCCUACAAAGUGGCAACAAAGGAGAUCAGUGAAGCCAACUGUACCGACAGGAGAAUCACCUGGGCCUCCACACCUGGCCAGAGUCCUCAUCUUCAGAUCAAUACAGUGGCCCUCAGUCACGAUGGGCAGUAUUUAUGUGAGGUGGCAUCACAUGAAGGGCAUUACCAAGAGAGACAUGACCUCCAUGUUGUAGUCCCUCCUGAAGUAACCCUGUUUCCAGGGAAAAACAGAACUGUAGUUUGUGAGGCCAUUGCAGGCAGGCCUGCUGCUCAGAUCUUUUGGGCUCCAGAUGGCUAUCAUGUCACUGAGAAUGAAUCACACAGCAAUGGCACUGUGACUGUCAGGAGCACAUACCACAGGGAGCCCAACAAUGAGUCUGCUGUGCUCUGCUUUGUCUCCCAUGUGACUGGCAACAAGACUCUGCAAAUAACACUGAACAGAGGUGGCAAAGCAUUAUUACGAUUAUAUAUUUCAUACAUCAUCCCACCCAUUCUUACUAGUAUUUUGAUCAUCGUAGGAUGCAUUUGGCUUUUGAAAUUCAGUGGCUUCAGAAAAUGUAAACGGACAAGACCAGAUGCUUCUCCAGUUGUUGAGGAGGGAUUUUGACUUUGAGCUUUUUCCAAGGAUGAAAUGCAACCUUAUGCUAGCUACACAGAGAAGAGAAAUCCACUCUAUGACACUGUGACCAAGGCGGAGGCUUGUCCAGCAUCGCAAGGUGAAGUCAAUGGCAUGGACUGGCUUGCUUUAUCAGCCACUGAAAUCUAUCACCAAGAAAAAUGAAUCAAGAGACAGCAUAAUUACUGUUUUUCUUUUCUUAAGAUUCUACAUUGGAAAGAUGACAUGGGGAUUAGCUCUUCAAACGUUCUUAGGAAGCACACAUGUUUCUAAUGGAUUUACAUCUAUAGUCUUCUAUGACUGGCGGUUUGGAAUUUUUGCUGCUACCAGUUAGUCCUUUGAAGAAAUGAUGUAAUUAUUACAAAGAAAGCACAUGGUUAUGAUACAGUAUCAAAUUGUGCAAUACAGUAUGAUGAAGACUGAAUUUCUUCCAGACAUAACUACAAAAGGAACAAUCAUUACUAAAGAGUUUCUCAUGAAUUCUUCCAAAAAAUUUCUCUGUAUAUGACAUGCCUAUGACAUAUGUGUGCAUUUAUAUGUUUAUUUACAUAUGUGUAUACAUGCACACAUCACCUUGUCAAGACAAUUCCUUGUCAAAACAUGCUGAAAUACUAGACUUAUAAAAGUUAAUAAUGUAAAUCUUAAAAAUCUUUUUAUAACAACAUAAGCAAAACUACCUCAUUCUUUUCAAUGGCUAUGUAAAAAUCCACUGUAAGACUACAUUGUAAUUUAAUUAAUCAUGAUCCUUGGAUGGGCCUUUAGAUUUUGUUUUCUGUGUGGUAUUAAACAAUACCAAGUAGAAUGUU
Messenger RNA from Phodopus roborovskii (desert hamster), 2109 nucleotides. It is a transcript of the gene Cd200r1, whose product is annotated as CD200 receptor 1. NCBI's taxonomy places the organism in Eukaryota, Metazoa, Chordata, Mammalia, Rodentia, Cricetidae. Gene Ontology annotation, molecular function: signaling receptor activity. The transcript has 7 exons. Gene Ontology annotation, cellular component: external side of plasma membrane. The coding region runs from base 320 to 1294 and encodes 324 amino acids. Gene Ontology annotation, biological process: regulation of neuroinflammatory response. The record is from RefSeq and is a predicted model, not a curated record.